GCGCCGCCCGACGCGCCCACCGCCCCCGACGGCGCCACGGGCUACCCGUACCAGCCCAGCCCGCAGCCGCCCUUCCCGCAGCCCACCACCUCGCAGCAGCCGCCGCCCUACGAGCCGCCGGUGGGCGACGACGGCGGCACCGACCUGCUGGGCGACGGCCAGACCGCGCUGCCCGACGCCACCGUCAGCGGCAGCGCCGACGUGGAGACCAAGGAGCCCGCCGCCGACGCCGGCCAGCACCCGCCGCACAUCCACAAGAUCGACGUGCAGUGCGCCAAGGACCAGAUGAUCAUCGAGAUCGAAACCAGUUAUGACUCAUCCAAAAAUGCAAAGAAAGCUUGCGUGUGGAAACACAUUUCCAUUGAAUCACGAAAAUUGUUUCCGGGCCGAAUAUGUACACCCACUGCGUGGGAAAUGGGCCACAUCUUCUCACAGCUCGCAGUAAUGGCUGGUGUAAUGUGGAAUGAAAAGUGCGAUGGUUUCUACCGCCAGGACGCGUGUCGCUACGUGAACGAGAACAGCGGCCAGACCAAGUACAGCAUCACCGUGCGCCUGGACUCGUGCGGCACCCAGUUCGUGGACCAGUUCGCCGAGGGCGGCCAGGCCUACCUCGAGAACGUGCUGGUGCUGCAGAACGAGCCCGGCAUCCAGGAGGUAAAGCAGCGCCCGCGCAUCCAUGCAGCACGCACCCCGCAUGCGAAAUGGCUCACAGCAGGG
This is a messenger RNA of Gryllus bimaculatus (two-spotted cricket), 717 nucleotides long. The record is from the annotation of a GenBank genome assembly. Lineage: Eukaryota; Metazoa; Arthropoda; Insecta; Orthoptera; Gryllidae.